AUGAUGAUAAUAAACCUGGAGAUGAUGAUAAUAAACCUGGGGAUGAUGAUAAACCUAGAGAUGAUGAUGAUAAACUUGGAGAUAAUAAUGAUAAACCUGGAGAUGAUGAUAAAAAUACUGAAAAAUCGAAUGCUGAUGAGGAAAAUUCUGAUAAGAAAAAUGUAGAAAAAAAUUCUGAAAAAGAAAAUAUUGUUAAGGAAAAAAUUAAACAACUUGAGGAAUAUAUUAAAGAAAUAGAGAAAAAAAAUAUUAAGAAAACUUAUUUUUUCCCACCAUCAACAUAUACUAGCAUGAUAUCUUAUGAUUCUGUUUUUAUGCAAGCAGAUUCUAAAAAGAAAGUUUUCUAUGAUGAAUUAAUAGAAAAACAUAUUAAUAAUAAAUUUUUUUUAUUUCUCUAUGGAAAAAAACUUAUAGAAGUUAUUAUUAAUAAAGAUCAAGACAUGCUGCUACGAAAGUUUUGUAAUGGAUGUAUUAAUCAUAUUGAGAAGAAUGAUGAUGUUCCAGACAUGCAAUUAUUUAAUAUAGUUUCUCAUUCAAUUAUUGAAAUCUUUAAAAAGGAUCCAGCAUUUUUUGCAGAAUUUAUUAUAAAAAUCUCACUUUUAUGCAUUCUUAAUUCAAAAAAUCAAUUUUUUUUAGAACACCUUCAUCAUUAUUCAAGUUAUAAUAAUUUAUCUGAAUUAACAUAUUUGGAUUUUUUAACAAAUACUAUUUAUAACACUUUCUUAUACAAAAAUAUUAUUGAAAUUUUUUCAUAUAUAAAAAAAAAGAGCUAUUCUUUAUUCAAAAAAUUUAUUUCUCAAUUUAAAUUACUUAAAGAAAAGAUUAUUGAAAAAAUUACUGGAAAAACGAUUCUUAAAAAAAAGACUUCUAAAAAAAAAUUUUCUAAAAAAAUAAUACCACAACAAUUAACUUUAAUAUUUCCUUUGCCAAAUUUUGUCAUGUAUGAUAAAGAUUAUAAUAAUUGGAUUGAAUUAUUUAAACCUAAACCUA
Dentiscutata heterogama is the source of this 990-nucleotide messenger RNA. The record is from the annotation of a GenBank genome assembly. NCBI's taxonomy places the organism in Eukaryota, Fungi, Glomeromycota, Glomeromycetes, Diversisporales, Gigasporaceae.